AUGUUGGAUAGGAAACCUGAAAAUAAUACCUUCUUGGGAGAAAGAAUAGCUGGUACUGGAGAAGCUGUAGAAGGCCUUCGAGAGAGUGACUAUCUUCUGAUUCAUUCAUGCCGGCAGUGGACGACAAUUACAGCUCACAGUCUGGAGGAGGGUCACUACGUCAUAGGGCCAAAGAUAGAAAUCCCUGUACAUUAUGCAGGGCAGUUUAAGCUGCUGGAACAAGACCGAGAUAUUAAGGAGCCAGUGCAGUAUUUUAACAGUGUGGAGGAGGUGGCUAAAGCAUUUCCUGAACGAGUUUACGUCAUGGAGGAAAUAACAUUCAACGUUAAGGUGGCUUCAGGUGAAUGCAAUGAAGACACUGAGGUUUACAACAUUACACUUAGUACUGGGGAUGAGCUCACUUUAAUGGGGCAAGCAGAAAUCCUUUAUGCAAAAUCUUCUAAGGAGAAGUCACGACUCAACACCAUCUUCAAGAAAAUUGGGAAACUUAAUUCCAUUAGUAAGCUAGGCAGAGGUAAAAUGCCCUGCCUCAUCUGCAUGAACCACAGGACCAAUGAAAGCAUCAGUCUCCCUUUCCAGUGUAAAGGCAGGUUUAGUACCCGCAGCCCAUUGGAGGUGCAGAUGCAAGAAGGUGAGCACACCAUUCGCAACAUAGUAGAAAAAACUAGGCUGCCUGUUAACGUAACUGUGCCGAGUCCUACACCAAGAAACCCUUAUGACCUGCAUUUUAUCCGGGAAGGGCACAGAUAUAAGUUUGUCAACAUUCAGACCAAGACUGUGGUGGUUUGUUGUGUUCUUCGUGGCAACAAAAUUAUUCCAAUGCAUUUUCCCUUACACUUGACACUUCCGAAAUUUACCCUGCCUGACAGCCUUGUGAAAGGGGAGCUGUGGCAUGAAUCCCUUAUCCAGCACUGGUUUAAUAUAUGCCAGGAACAGUUUGACAUAGAUGAGUAUUCCCGAGCCGUGCGAGAUGUGAAAACUGACUGGAAUGAAGAUUGCAAGAGCCCGAAGAAAAGUAGAUGCACGGGGCACAGCCAUGUGCCGAAUUCCCUGAGCUAUGCCCGGGAUGAACUAACGCAGUCCUUCCAUCGGCUGUCGGUGUGCGUCUAUGGAAACAAUUUGCAUGGGAAUAGUGAAGUGAAUCUUCACGGCUGCAGGGACUUGUGUAACGAAUGGGCCCUGUUUUCUCACGAUGCUCUUCAGUACCAGGAUUCUGGUGACAGUAGCAGUGAUUAUCUUUUUCCUGAAGUUAGUGAAGAAUCAAUGUUUCUACCUACAAAGCCAGAACUUCCUUAUGAAGAGCUGUGGUUGGACCAAGGGUCUGGUAAGCCUGGAGACCAGCCCCUUACUCGCUCGCUAAGUGAAAAGAACAAAUGUGACAAUUACAGAGGCUCUUUCCGAUCAAAGUGUGGUACCGCACCUCUUCCUGUGCCUGGGACUAUUGGAGCAACAACCAAGUCUUCAGAUGUUUCCCUACCUCCACCUCCAGUGCCUCCCAAAUCAGAAGCAGUGAGAGAGGAAUGCAGGCUCCUGAAUGCUCCCCCAGUUCCACCACGGAGUUCAAAGCCGUCCUCCUCCACCAGUCCGUCCAUUCCUCCUCGCACAGUCAAACCUGCACGGCAGCAGACCCGUUCACCUAGCCCCACUCUAUCCUACUAUUCUUCAGGACUGCACAACAUCAGUGUUACAGAGAACGACAACACAAACACAACUGAGAGCACACCUGUUUCCUGCUACCCUUGUAACAUGAUGAAAACCGAAUCCAAAGAGCCCAAUAGCACGAUGCCUUUUGGAAGCCCCUCAGCUGAAGCUCUAUCUUGUAGGUUAUCUUGGCCAAACCAUUUUUCAGGAACUGCUGAAGGCCUAAACAGGAAUGAUUUCCUGCUAGAUCCAAGCAGGAGCUAUAGCUACCCCAGGCAGAAGACUCCAGGCACGCCAAAGAGAAACUGUCCAGCACCUUUUACUUUUGACUUUGAUGGGUGUGAGCUCCCCGCAGGGUACUGCCCGCUGACGCCAGCACAGUUCACUAACACCAUCUCGGCCUGUCCAAAGUCAGCCAGUUACUCCUUAGAAUGCACUGAUGAGAAAACUCUGGCGGUCAGCAAUGCAAAGCAGAGUCAUUCGUGUCCUGCCUUACCUCCUCGGGCACCUAAAUCAGGUGAAGAGAAACCAGCUUUAGACACGUGUCCUUUGCCACUAAAAAUAGAUGGUGCCGAGGAGGAAUCCAAAACUGGUUCACCAGACCUCUUGGAAGAUCAGUAUCUCAUUAAAAAGGGUGUGCAGGACACUUUCUCUCUGUCUUAUCCUUUCUCGUCUCCCCUCCACCUCCAGUUAGCACCAAGGUCUUGCGGGGAUGGCUCUCCCUGGCAGCCACCCACGGACCUUUCUGGACUCUCAAUAGAGGAAGUGUCUAAAUCACUGAGGUUUAUUGGUCUAUCAGAAGAUGUCAUAUCUUUUUUUGUUACAGAGAAGAUUGACGGCAAUUUACUGGUUCAGCUUACAGAAGAAAUCCUUUCAGAAGACUUUAAGCUAAGCAAAUUGCAGGUUAAGAAAAUACUGCAGUUCAUUAACGGCUGGCGGCCAAAAAUGUGAUGCUGGCUAGUUUUUAAUGAAACUGUACGAGGUGUGCUAGAUGCACUUCAGCUAAUACAUCACUUCCUGUUUUUUGCACUAAAAGCCCUUCAUGUAAAUAGUAGUAGAAGAAUUCUUACUAUGCAGAUAAAACUUUGAGCGGUGAACAGAUUUUUUUUUUUUGUAUGUCAAUAAUAAAAGUAGAGAAUCUGCAGAGGUGUGCCUUGUGCAUCCCUGAACAUUCAACAGCUGCUAAAAACUGGACAUUAAGGGAAUUUUUACUCUGUAGUCUGUUAAGACUUAAUCGUAUUUAUUACUGAAUAAUUUGAUGCUGAAAGACACACACCAAUCCAGUUUACAGUUUUGUGUUAACUGCAAAAAUAUAUCUCUUAAGGGAUUAUUUCUGUUCAAGUAAUAUUUGGCAACAUGCUGUGAUUUUUUUUUGUUGCUUUUCUAUUAACAAAAAGUAUGUUCAGAUACACAAAAACAUCUUUUUUGACACUACAUCUGAAAAUGUUAAGAAUUGCUGUGAAGUGCUUCUAAUACGCUGUUCUUGCUGCAUAUUUUUAUUAACAGUAUCUUCCUGACUACCUGUAACGUGGAUACGUUUUUCAUGUUACUUUGAGCAAAAAGAGUUAAAUAUUUUAAAACAAAAGUCUGGUUUAGUUCAUUGCCCAAAGAGGGGGAGAAGGGGGGAUUUUCAUACUGAGCCACUCUGCUCUGGCCAAUUAAAAGUUUAUGACCUGUAGAUUUCAAAAGUUGCUUUUGUAGUCAGAUGGCUGGAAUAAGUAGCAGGACUUCUGGUUGUGCAGCUUUCUCAUGGGAAAGGCAGUUCUCUUCACAAACUCUUCCCUCAGCAGAUCCUGCCUGUCACAGCCAUGAGCAUGUAAGUCAGAGGUGGCUUCUUGUUCAUCCAGCUCCACUGGCCCUGCUCUGGCAAAAAGAAACCCUUUGUAUUUCCUCUGCUGUGGUUGUGAGCAUCUGAAAAUGUGCUCCACGUCCUGUCCUAUUCAUGCGAUCGGAUCUGUGUAGGCAGGUGAUAGUACUCCUGUGGGAUGCCCUUGAAAUAAAACAUUAAGGAGAUGGAAAGGAACAGAAGCAGCACAUGCCAUACAGAUGAGAAUGGGCCAAGUGAGAAUUUGAGCCUUGCCUCUGGGAAAUGCUUGAGAAGUUUGAAAUUUCACCUACCUUGUUUGCAGUUGGCCAGGAGGGUGUGGGUUGUCACUUAGGGUAUCAAAGUGGAAGGAUCUCUAGCAUCUUAAGACACUUUAAUUCAAUUGCCCGGUUGCAAAAACUCACUGCUGCAAUAGAUGUUGCACAGAAAUAGCAGUCAAGUGAAUGUAGAAAUGGGAAGGGGGCCUUCGGCUGCCCUUUGAGCCCUUUCAAAUUUAGCUGCUCAGAAAGCUAGAAACCCAUUAACUCAAUAGUCUGUUAUUGCUUUCCUGUGGCUGGCAGAGCUCUCAGAAAUGGCCAAGUACUGUAUGCAAGGAUUUGUGGAGAUGGUGAGAAAUCAAUCUGUAGACUCCAGACUCCAUCCUCCACACCUCAUUUGAGAGGAUCCUCAGGGGGCCAGUGCCAGGGAUGCCAGAGUGGCUUCACACUGUUCUGGCUGGCCCCUUCACCUGCUGAGCAGAGCCCUGGCUGGGGUGAGAUUCUCAUCUGCAAUUUUUACGUUUUUGUAGUAUAAAGAUUCUCUCUCCCUCCAUUGUAGGGCACAUGGUGAGAGCAUCAAGAAAAACAGAGCAGGGGGCAAAAAUGGAAGGCUGAUUUUGCCUGUUUUCUCAACAAUGUUGACUCAUUUUUAAAAAAGCAUGCCUGCAAAUGGAGUUUUUUGUGACCUGGGCAAAUUUCAUGGCAUGUCUCUACGUUGACAUGAAGUUUUACUUGUCUUGCAAUAGUGCAUACCACCAGUUCUUAAGCAGAAAGUAAAUUCCAAUUGAUAUAGGUACUAGACUGCAGUAAGCCAAAAAGUACCCUAGUAGAAACCCCAGGCAUUCAUAGUCUUCCUGUUUUUUGUAAUGUAUUGACUUUUAGCAAUAGAUCAAUAGUUAUUCCUGGAUGUUUUUUACUUAGCAUCUUAAAAUAUUUUAACUACAAGUUAGACUAAAUCAAAUUCAAGUACUGUUCAUAUGUAUGUGCUUGUUGCACACGCAACUUAAAAUCAUUGCUUUUUAACCCAAAAGAAUAUCAGCCCUGAAAGGGCCAAAUUUUAAACAUCAAAUAUCUCUCUCUGUUUUGCUUGGAUUAUUAAUUCCAGGGAAAAAAGUAUAUAUAUAAAAAAAGGAAAUUGCAAUUUUGAUUAUAUUAAUAUUAAACAUCUCUGAGAGCCCUGGGAUAUUAGUGUCCCUCAGAAAAUAGUAUUCUUUAACUGUGAACUGAUGCUCUCUGCUUUACCUAUUUGGAAUGAUUUUUGUUGCAAACAGCCUGGUGGAAUUUGCAUUUGUGCGUUUGCAGCAUUUAAAUCGCAUGUGCAUAGACCAAAAUAGAACUGGCCAAUAGAAAGGUACAGGAUGUGUAAUGAUUUCAGAAGCGGGUCAUAUAUGCCAAACUACGGCUAAAACCUCAAAAUUGCAAACUUGCUAUUAAUGUCCUUGCAAUUGUCUUAUUCUGAUUUGGCACUGCUUGCCUAUUUUUAUGCAUAAUAUGUUAGUGUUUGACCUUUACUUUGCCAUUAGCAGCUCAGCGGCUUAAUUUUUCCAAGCCUUUUUUAGUGGUUUAGGUGCUUCUAACCGCUGUAUUAUGCGAAUGAUAUGACUGUGGCAUGGAGCCACCUGCUUUGAUGCCCAGGAUGGGCCUCAGUGUCUGCUCCGCUAUAACCAAGACAGUAACGAGCAAACCAGCCAGCCCAAUAGCUUGGCUUACACCUCUCCACCACCUGGGGGAGGAAGCCAGGAUAUGGCAGCGCUGAGACGGAUGGGAUCUAAUUUAUUCACUUUCCUCUUGAGCUUAGCUGCCAUGGUAGUAGGGGCUCGGGUCUGCCAUUGGUGCUGUAGACGGCAGUCUGAAUAUGGCGGACUGAUUUGAACGGACCAGUCUGACCAAAAGUCCCUGGCAUUGACGGAAUGGUGGCAUUUCUGAAAUGGGACAGAAGCAGAGAAGUCCUUUCAGCCCGAGCAGAGCAAUACGUGGUCCCUUUAGAAAGAUGGGGGCGUCAAACCUAGAGGUUUAAAUCUAUAAAAAGUUACAAAAUGCUACACUACGUAUGGUACUUCAAGAGGGAGAGUUGUUUUAAUGUUCCCUCAGGGAGUUGCUUUAAUGUUUCCACUGUGAUUAGAGUGUCUGAAAGCUCUGGGGAAUAUCCCUGUGAUAUAAACUUUCUACCAGCUGAAGUCAAUAGGAGGAGACACCACUCAGCAUUUGAUAAGACUCGCCUUCAAUGAAUUUGAAGCAUGUGUGACUUUGUGUAAUUUGUAGCAGAUCUGCCUUGUAAUUUCUCGUCUGUGUUUAAGGGCGACACUGUGAUUUGAGAGCUUAUUAACGACUCAGUGUACUCAUGGGUGUUACUGAAAUCUUUUUGAAUCUAAAGAGGUUGCAGAUCAUGGUCUUUUAGUGUUUGGUCUAAAUGAUGUACUUAGCUAGAUAUGUAUUUUGAACGCAAGUAAGUUUAUAUUAAACAGACUUCAGUUUGUCGUUGGGAAGUGGUACUAGCUCUUUUUCCUACCUAUCCAGGGGUUUAUUAUUGGCCUCAGAGACUAUCCGUGCUGCUUGGUUACACCUUUACUAGUCACCUAAACAACACCAGGACGCGGGCGCUCUCUCAUGGUACUCCACUGCUGUCAAACUGUUAGUGUGGGCUCUUGCGUGGUUUAGGUGCAAAUGAAGCAGCCUACACAAUGGCAGAUCCCAGACAGCUCCCAAGCAUGGGUGAGAGGAUAGCAAUGCCCAGCUGUUCCCAAAUAGCAAGUUGGAUAAAACCAGUCUUGUUUUGGGGAGUAAUGGAGUUUAACCAUGUCCAUGUGAGCUGUCUUAGUUGUCCUUUGGGGCUGAGAAAAGUCCCUGGUCCAUUUUAUUUACUAAUAGAGAUGUAGCCAUCAAGUUCAGACAAUGUGUGUCAUGCAAGAGCAGGCCUAACUUCUUUUACUUUUUGAAGACACUGCUGAAAUAGGCUAGUUCUAGCCUGGACUUCUUUUCUCAUGUUAAAUAAAUGUAAGGCAUCUGAUGUUUAUUUAGUUAUCAAUGUUUGAAGUUGUGUGUUGUCAUUGGGGUUUUUGUUUGUCUGGGGGUUUUGGUAGCAGAACAUCUGGAAUGUUACUAUGUAUGGAGUUGUCUUUUUAUCUUGCACCAGGAAAUAUAUCCUUUCUAUGCAACGUUCACAGGGCACGAGUACUGACGUUUCCUUCAGCUUUGAGAACUGGAUUCUAGCACGAGGGAUUUUGCAGAAAUGGUAAUAGCAUUGGCAGGGGGAGGGAUGAGGAGAAGACUUGAGGGGAAAUGCUGUUUUCCUUUAAAUACUCAUUGUGCCUAGGAUUAAGAUUCUUCUGUAUUGCUGCCUCUCUGGCUAACCAAAGCUGUAUUGAAAUCAAGUCAAAGUGCAUAUUUGCAUUCGUAUUCUUGCUGUAUUAUAAAAAUAGCUUAGGGCUAGAAAUUUAGAGACAGAAAACAUUUGGUCCAUCUAAAAUUAGAAGGAAAAUGUGUUUUGAAGCAUUCCUUGCAGCCAGAAGCAAGGGAUUGAAGUAACUGUAUAUUACAUGAGUUUUUUUGCAAUACAACAGUUUUACUUGCCACUUUAAUUGACUUUAUUCCACAACAACAGCUUCAAGAGACACAGUGUACAUAGCAAUACUGUUUAAAAAACACCAUAUUUCAAAUCUGUGUAUAAAUACUUGAAGUGUUUUCUCCUGUGUUUUCUUCUUGAAUCAACUCCUUGAUUGUCACCAUGCUAAAUAAAGUGAGCUGGAACCAGUUAUUUGUCUGAUGGUAGUGACAUGGGUGCACACGGGAAAGUCAAGGACACCAUGCCCAGUGGGUGCCUGUGUGCAACACAGGUCAGCAGGUUGUUGUUGCCUGUGGGCCACAUAAGGAGCGCACCACAUUAUGUAAAAGCCAAACACCAGCCCUAUGGGAAGGGGCAAAGGCUUGGCCCAGCUCUGCUGGCUCAUCUCUUUGAUGCUCUGAAAGGUGCAGUGUUCCCAUGUACGAACUGGAAGGUACGAAUGAAAUCUUAAUCACAGUGAGGGAUUGUCCAUUUUAUUUGUGCUACUAGGGAUGUCAGGGCGGCAAGCAAAUUCAGACCCCUUGCUCAGGCCUAGCAAAAAAUGACUCCUGUUUUGUUCUGUCUUAAACUCCUAGUAAUCCAGGAGUUGUACAGAUUUUACCAUUUCUGCGCAUAAUAACCAAAUUUUCAGAGUAAAAAUCUGCAGUGAUUCUCUUGACUUGGACAAUCUUCUGAAUUAUAUUAAAAAUAAGAAUUAUUUGUUAGUUGUUAGGUCUUUAGAUUCACUUUGGGUAGGUCAAAAAAGUAACUUUGGGGGGGAAAAAAGAGAAAGCCCCAGAACUUUGGCUUAGUACAUUUCCGUUAUAAAACGAAGCAUGGUUUUUGUGGAAUUCUGUGCUGUUUUGGACUUUUGUGUAAAAGGCUGAAGGCAGAUUAUUAUUUAAACAAGGUGCAAAUAAGUAUCCCUGUAAUGUAUAUGAACAAAUUUAAACAGUGUAUUGUAAGUAUAUAAACUGUAUAUUAAAGACACUAUUUUCAUGA
Struthio camelus australis is the source of this 8266-nucleotide messenger RNA. The record is from RefSeq and is a predicted model, not a curated record. Lineage: Eukaryota; Metazoa; Chordata; Aves; Struthioniformes; Struthionidae.